Messenger RNA from Zeugodacus cucurbitae (melon fly), 1661 nucleotides. Its product is annotated as glutaryl-CoA dehydrogenase, mitochondrial. The transcript has 3 exons. Gene Ontology annotation, cellular component: mitochondrial inner membrane. Gene Ontology annotation, molecular function: glutaryl-CoA dehydrogenase activity; flavin adenine dinucleotide binding; fatty-acyl-CoA binding. Gene Ontology annotation, biological process: fatty acid beta-oxidation using acyl-CoA dehydrogenase; fatty-acyl-CoA biosynthetic process. The coding region runs from base 198 to 1475 and encodes 425 amino acids. NCBI's taxonomy places the organism in Eukaryota, Metazoa, Arthropoda, Insecta, Diptera, Tephritidae. The record is from RefSeq and is a predicted model, not a curated record.
GAAGUCACAUUCUCAGGUAAGCUAAAUACUACUGCAGAACUUAAUCCAAAGAACUCGCGUAUCAACAGAACUCUGAAAUAUUUGUAUACUGGAAUACAAUAAUUUUAUUGAACAGUCAUACAAGAGCACUCGAGCAAGGAGGACAUAUUCUUAAAAUACACGCAAGAUUUUAAGCAGAUAAAAACCAUAAAGUGAAAAUGAUUGCGAGAUACCUCUUAUCGACAUUUCGUCCAACAUCGCAACUUUGCACUAAAGCAGUUUUUGCAAAACACUUCGCUACAACAACUGCACCUCCGAAAUUCAAUUGGCAAGAUCCACUCAAUUUAGAAUCACAGCUCACAGAAGAGGAGAUCGCCAUCCGUGACGCUUUUCGAAGUUAUUGUGAAACAAGUCUACUGCCGCGAAUCACUGCUGCCAAUCGUAAUGAGGUAUUCCAUAAGGAAAUUAUGGAAGAAAUCGGCAGUCUAGGUGCAUUGGGUUGUACAAUAAAUGGUUACGGUUGUGCCGGUGUAUCGAAUGUUGCCUACGGUUUGUUAGCCAGAGAAAUUGAACGGGUGGAUUCGGCUUAUCGCUCUGCUUUGAGCGUGCAGAGUUCCCUGGCUAUGGGAGCGAUAUUCGAUUAUGGUUCUGCAGUUCAGAAAGAAACAUAUCUACCUCGACUGGCUCAAGGCAAAUUGAUUGGAGCAUUUGGUUUAACAGAACCAAACCAUGGUAGUGAUCCAGGCGGCAUGGAAACACGGGCAAAAUAUGACAGCACUAGCAAAGCAUAUGUUCUGAAUGGUUCUAAAACAUGGAUUACGAACUCUCCGAUAGCGGAUGUCCUUAUUGUAUGGGCAAAGUGUGAAGAUGGAAAGGUGCGAGGAUUCAUAGUGGAUCGGGCGCAAUCGGUUAAGGGCUUAUCCACACCAAAAAUAGAAGGGAAAUUUUCUCUACGUGCCUCCACCACCGGAAUGAUAUUAAUGGACGAUUUACAUGUUCCCGAGGCUAAUCUAUUACCAAAUGUUGAGGGCUUCAGAGGACCUUUCGGAUGUUUGAACAACGCACGCUAUGGAAUCGCGUGGGGUGCUCUGGGAGCGGCAGAGGCAUGCUUACAAAUUGCGCGUCAGUACACACUUGAUAGGAAACAAUUCAAACGACCAUUGGCCGCAAAUCAAUUGAUACAAAAGAAGUUUGCUGAUGCACAAACUGAAAUAGCAUUGGGUUUACAAGCAUGCCUUCAAGUAGGACGUCUCAAGGAUCAGAAGUUACAUACCCCUGAAAUGAUUUCACUAAUCAAGCGAAAUAACUCAGGAAAAGCAUUGGAUAUUGCACGUAAUAUGCGUGAUGUUCUUGGUGGUAAUGGUAUAUCAGACGAAUAUCAUGUUAUACGACAUUCCAUGAAUUUGGAAGCGGUGAACACGUAUGAAGGCACACACGACAUUCAUGCGCUCAUUCUUGGGCGAGCUAUUACAGGAAUAUCGGCAUUCGCCAAUUAAAAUUAGUCUAGAACUAAUAUUUCACACUUUUUUACUUUAAACAGCAUUGCUUUUUCUAAAUAGUGUGCAUCACUUUAAAAAAGUCAAUUACAACUAAGAUGAAAACAAAAUUGCUUAAAAAAUAAAAUUAAUUCGAGAUUGUUAUAUUAAUAAAAGUUUUUGAAUUAGAUAAGAUAAUUCAACUUA